AUGGCUGAUGUUGAUGAAGGUCGCGGGGCUCCUAUUGAUGAGCCCCUUGAUCUUGUACGCCUGUCCCUGGACGAGAUCGUCUUUGUCAAGCUGAGGGGUGACCGCGAACUGAAGGGCCGUCUUCACGCCUACGAUAGCCAUUGCAACCUGGUGCUUGGGGAUGUAGUAGAGACAGUCUACGUGGUGGAUGAGGAUGAUGAAGAUGGAGAGACUCUGAAGACUAUCCACAAGAAGUCGGAGAUGCUUUUCGUACGAGGAGACAGCGUUGUGCUCAUAUCACCACAAGCUUCGUCAUGA
This is a messenger RNA of Pseudogymnoascus destructans, 297 nucleotides long. RefSeq names its product U4/U6-U5 snRNP complex subunit lsm3 (gene LSM3). Bases 1 to 297 code for a protein of 98 amino acids. The record is from RefSeq and is a predicted model, not a curated record. Gene Ontology annotation, biological process: P-body assembly; mRNA splicing, via spliceosome. The transcript has 4 exons. NCBI's taxonomy places the organism in Eukaryota, Fungi, Ascomycota, Leotiomycetes, Thelebolales, Thelebolaceae. Gene Ontology annotation, cellular component: precatalytic spliceosome; P-body; U6 snRNP. Gene Ontology annotation, molecular function: RNA binding.